Molecule: messenger RNA, 1587 nt
Organism: Trichoderma atroviride IMI 206040
Lineage: Eukaryota; Fungi; Ascomycota; Sordariomycetes; Hypocreales; Hypocreaceae
Biological process (GO): protein geranylgeranylation; protein farnesylation
Cellular component (GO): protein farnesyltransferase complex; cytoplasm; CAAX-protein geranylgeranyltransferase complex
Molecular function (GO): CAAX-protein geranylgeranyltransferase activity; protein farnesyltransferase activity
Source: RefSeq, a predicted model, not a curated record
AUGGUUUGUGCGGAGAGAGACUUUACAUUGACAAAGCGGACACUCAUGUCGGUCGCCAGUCUACACGCCACAGCAAUCCGCCAGCUAACACCAGCUCUCUUGUCCUCUACAGCUACGACUGAUGCCCCCCCAGUGACUGUUGGCGAGCGGUCCAAGCAGCGCUACUACCAGACCAACCCCGUCGAGCGCCGCUUCGAAGAAGUCGGCUUCCCUGGCCUGACGCCGGCAGAAAAGAAGACGUACACCCACUCGAGGCUGAUCCUCCCCGUCGCAAACCGCCAGGUAUCGCUCUCGAACAAGACCGACCGCGAGUACUGGAAGCAGGUCACCAAAGAAGGCCUCCCCUGCCGCCGCCUCAAGAACAACUACAGUUGGGGAACAGACAAGCACGGCCGCGACGUUGGCACCUACAGAUUCGAAGAGCUCAAGAAGCGAUCGCUGAGCCAGGCUAAGCUGACUGCGCUCACCGUCCUCCAUCGACAGUUUCUGCUCAAGAGGGAAGCCGCUCGCAGCAAAGGCGCCGAGCUCCCACAGGAGGAUAUCGAUCAGGAAAAGAAGAGGCGGCAAGAGAUGGCGGCAUUGAAGAGAGAGCUCUACGGGGAGAUUCCCGGACCGCUUGGCAACGACCCGGAGUGGGACGAUGUGAUUCCCAUUCCGCAGGAAGAGCCUCAGGAUGCCUUGGCGAGGAUUGCCUAUACCGACGACUAUGCUGAGGCCGUCUCUUACCUCCGCGCCGUCAUGGCCUCCGAAGAAUACUCCCCUCGCUGCCUCCGCCUCACAGAGCAUGUCAUCGCCAUGAACCCAGGCCACUACACCGUCUGGCUCUACCGCUUCAAAAUCGUCUCCGCCCUCAAGCUCUCCAUCACGGAUGAAAUCCAGUGGCUCAACGACGUUGCCCUGAACCACCUCAAGAACUACCAAAUCUGGCACCACCGCCAGCUGCUCCUCGACCACCACUUCGCCAACACGCUCAGCUCCGACGCCGAGGCCGCCAAGCAGUUUGCCAAAUCCGAGACCGACUUCAUCUCCAAGAUCCUCGCCAAGGACACCAAGAACUACCAUGUGUGGUCGUACCGCCAGUACCUCAUCACGAAGCUCAACUACUGGAGCCCCUUUGAGCUCGCCACCACGCAGAGCAUGAUUGAGGAUGACCUGCGCAACAACUCGGCGUGGUCGCACCGCUUCUUCAUCGUCUUCUCGGACCCGUCCCAUUCCACAAAGGGCAGCGCUGCUACGGAGUAUGAUCCCAAGGUGCCAGGCGCCAUUCUUGAUAGGGAGAUUGCGUACGCAGAGGAGAAGAUCAAGCUUGCGCCGCAGAAUCAGUCUUCUUGGCUGUACUUGCGCGGAGUCUUGGCGAAAGGUGGCCGCGGACUGGAUACAGUGGGAGAUUUUGCCUCGCAGUUCUUUUCUAAUCUGGGCGCCGAGGACGAGGAGGUCACGAGCUCGCAUGCGUUGGACCUCAUGUCAGAAGUUUACCACAAGCAGGGCGAAAUUGAAAAAGCCAAGCUAUGUCUGGUAGAACUAUCAGAGAAGUGGGACCCUGUGCGGGAAGGAUAUUGGAAGUACCGGCUGUCAGAGCUGAAAUAA